This is a messenger RNA of Protobothrops mucrosquamatus (brown spotted pit viper), 2891 nucleotides long. RefSeq names its product mannan binding lectin serine peptidase 2 (gene MASP2). The coding region runs from base 805 to 2874 and encodes 689 amino acids. The transcript is spliced from 11 exons. The record is from RefSeq and is a predicted model, not a curated record. Gene Ontology annotation, cellular component: extracellular region. Gene Ontology annotation, molecular function: serine-type endopeptidase activity; calcium ion binding. Lineage: Eukaryota; Metazoa; Chordata; Lepidosauria; Squamata; Viperidae. Gene Ontology annotation, biological process: complement activation; proteolysis.
UAAUGUCCUAGUAAAUGUGGAAGAAAUGUGAAAUAGCCUGUGAAACCACAAUUUGUGGAAUUCAGUGUAAAAGCAUCUUAUGGGGUGGAUUUUCAAGGGUGGUAAGUAAACGAUAAGGGAAAGCAAAAUAUUUAGAGUAUUUUCUUUUAGGUCUGGAUUUAGAAAUGCAAUAAAAGGGGGAGGGGAGUCCUCAUUAAGGCAAGGAGCAAUCAGUUCAAGGUUCCAGGUGCCAUUCACUACCGCUAGCAUUGCCCACACCCGUAUAUUCAGACAAAAUGAAAGUAUUUCUUUACUCCUUGCCUUUCUUUCUCCAGCUACAAGAGAAGUGCCUGGAUUUUUGACAGGUUCAAGACAUUGCACAAGAGCAGGGAAGACCCAGCUGAGGAAACACAAUGGCUAUUGCCAAAUGCAAACCUUCCCUCCUCCUCUCUCAGCCCACAAAGUUGUGUGUACUUCCCUGUACCUCCCCCCAUUUUAUCUCUCUCCCUUCGCCCACAAGUGGCAUUCUCUUUUUUUUUUCUCAACUUGGGUGUAUCUCAGAACAAGCUGAGAGGUUAAAAGACUUUAGGUGUGUGUCUCUCUCAAGGGAAAGAAGAGAGAGGUGGCCCGAGAAAGAACGGAUGGACGGGAGCCCGUCCCAACUUCCGCCGCUUGCCUUUUGACAGAAAGUAAGACCAGAGUUCAAAAUUCAGACAAACAUCGCUGAAUCAACACAGGAAAAGCCUUCCUCAACGACCGUCCGUAGGCCGGGGAAAGCGAUUGACUGCGAAACCUGGGUGGAAAAAGACAGGAAACCCUGCUGUGAUGAGAUUCUGCUUCUUGCUCCUCGCUCUGUGGCACGGAGUGCUUGGCGAUGUCCUCCAGCUAGACAAAAUGUACGGGAGGAUCGCCUCUCCGGACUUCCCCAACGUCUAUCCUAACAACAAGGAGAGGAUAUGGAAUAUCACUGUUCCCCAAGGCUAUGUUCUGCGCAUCUAUUUUACCCACUUCAACCUUGAGCUGUCUUACCAGUGUGAAUACGACUAUGUCAAACUACACUCAGGAGGAAAGGUCGUGGCCACUCUCUGCGGGCAGGAGAGCACGGACACGGAGGAGGCCCCUGGGAAAAAGACAUACCGCUCCAUUAACAACAACUUAGCAGUGACUUUCAGAUCGGAUUAUUCCAAUGAGAAACAGUUCACGGGCUUUGAGGCCUUCUACGCUGCUGAAGACGUUGAUGAGUGUGAAGGGCAAGCCGACGGCGAGUUGCCUUGUGACCACCACUGUCACAAUUACCUGGGCGGCUUCUAUUGCAGUUGCCCGAUUGGCUACCUUCUGCACAGGGACAAGAAGACUUGCAAAGCGCACUGUCCGAAUAAGGUGUUGACGGCAAGAACUGGAGAGAUCUCCAGCCCCAAUUAUCCCAACCCGUAUCCUAAAAUCUCCGAGUGCAGCUAUAGCAUCCGGGUGGAAGACGGUUUCAUGGUCAUCUUAGAAUUUGUGGGGAUCUUUGAUGUAGAAGCCCAUCCAGAUGUACUGUGUCCUUAUGACAUCCUGAAGAUUAAGACACCCAAGAAAGAAUUUGGUCCUUUCUGCGGCAAUUCCCCACCUCCCAAAAUUGAAACGCGUACCAAUACGGUGGAUAUCACGUUCAUCACCGACAUUUCUGGUGUUCAUGCUGGAUGGAAGCUCAGAUAUCACACAACAGCUUUGCCAUGUCCCAAUCCUCAAGCACCCCCCAAUGGCCGGAUCUCCCCAGCGCAGGCAAAAUAUAUUCUGAAAGACUUCUACAGCCUCUCCUGCAACGUGGGCUACGCGCUUUUGGAAAACAAACUGAUUGUCAAAUCCUUCAAAGCAACCUGUCAAAAGGAUGGUACCUGGAACAAGCCAAUGGCCCAAUGCACCAUUGUUGACUGCGGCCCUGCCAAUGACAUAGCGAAUGGCACACUUGUGUAUGUCACCGGAAGAGAGAUUUCCACGUAUCAAGCUGAAAUCAAAUAUAACUGCGAAAGCCCCUUCUACUCCCUGAAAACCGGAUACUCUGAUAACUACCGGUGUGCCCCUGAUGGUUUCUGGAGGGAUCAGAAGGGAAACAAAGCACCUCCGGUCUGUGAACCAGUCUGCGGAGUCCAAACGUCUAACACUCUGAAGCGUAUCUUUGGAGGGCAGAAGGCUCUGCUAGGCCAAUUCCCUUGGCAGGUUUUAAUCACCGAUGCGCAUGGAGCAACUGGAGGAGGAGCCCUUUUAUACGAUAACUGGAUCUUAACCGCCGCUCACGUCCUCGGCAGCCCAGUUGACGCCUCCUCCCUGACCUUGAAACUGGGGCUCCUCAACAAACGCUCCCCUCAUUACCACCAAGUCUGGGCAGAAUCGGUUUUCCUCCACAGCGGCUUCGUCAACGACGGCAUCGACUUCGACAAUGACAUCGCUCUGAUUAAACUGAAACACAAAGUUCCCGUUAACAAAAACAUCACCCCGAUUUGCUUGCCGGGAUACAACCCCGGCUUCCGGGUGAACACGAACGACACGGGAAUCAUCGCCGGCUGGGGGAAAACGGAGCGGGCCCGGCAGUCCCGCUUCUUGCUGUAUACCGAGAUAGACGUUGUUGAGCCUGACAAGUGCAAAGCGGCCUACGCAAACCGGACUUUGGAAGGGAGAAAACUCGUGCUGACGGAAAAUAUGCUUUGCGCGGGAACUGAGGAGGGGGGGAAGGACUCCUGCUAUGGGGACAGCGGAGGCGCCCUGGUGUUCUACGAUACUAAGGCCAGGAGGUGGUUUGUUGGCGGUGUGGUCUCCUGGGGUCUGGAAUGCGGUUCUGCUGGGCUCUAUGGGGUCUACACUAAGGUGCCCAAUUAUACGCCGUGGAUCGAGGACCUAAUUGCACGCCAUUCUUAAUCAGGUUUUUGUUUGUA